Salpingoeca rosetta is the source of this 1644-nucleotide messenger RNA. RefSeq lists its product as uncharacterized. The record is from RefSeq and is a predicted model, not a curated record. Lineage: Eukaryota; Choanoflagellata; Craspedida; Salpingoecidae. Gene Ontology annotation, molecular function: ADP-specific glucokinase activity. The coding region runs from base 348 to 1625 and encodes 425 amino acids. Gene Ontology annotation, cellular component: endoplasmic reticulum. Gene Ontology annotation, biological process: glucose metabolic process. The transcript is spliced from 7 exons.
CUCCCUCCUCGUUAUUUCAAGCAAAGCAUCAAGCAAGUGCCGACCAACCAUCAACCACCAAGCAAGCAAUUCAAAGAAGUCCACCAGCAACAGUCAAAUCCCACAUCCAACACCUCAUCAUCCAAACACCUCACACAACCACAGAGCUGCGAUGUGGGAGGUGAUGCUGGCUGCAGCGUGCUGCUGUGGGUGGGCUUCGUCGCCCCGGCAACAGGCAAAGCUUGACCUCAAGAACAGCCUGCUGGUGGCCGUGCACGGCAGCAGCAGCGCACAUGAAGGCGCGGGUGUUCCGCUGAAGCAGCACAGCAAGUCGUUUGUGAUCGGCGUCAACGCCGCCUGUCGACCUGAUGGUGCCCGCGCUGCCGCUGCUCGAUGCACUGAACGCAUCCGCCACAGCCAUGCCCAGUGGCCCUGCCGACCUCACUGCGCUUGCGUCCGUCGAUGACCUGACCAGGUGCUUUGCGCACCACUUUGCGCAGGGCGCUGCGGCCGAGCGCUUCUUUGCCGACGCUGAAGUCUUCAACGCCAUUGUCAGCGCUGCGAGGUCCCUUCCGCAGACGGUGGCUUUCACCGGCGGCAACGCCGCCCUCAUGGCGGACUUCCUGGCAGCAGCAGACACGCGGGAGCACCGGCACGAGGUGAUUCUUGCGGCCAGGGUGGGCCCGCGGCUGAAGCAGCUGCUGCGCCCGGGAAUCACCGUCCCAGACGAGUUUCUCGACGAGGCCGACGAGUACCACGUGAUCAUGGAGUACCAUCGCGGGGACCAGUGGGGCGAGGCGACGGCCCCGCAGGCAAACCGGUUCAUCUUCUCCCAUGACCGCACCAACGCUGAGCUGCGUGCCGUGCCCACGCUUCACAAGCUAGUCAAGGAAGACAGCGGGACCUUGCACGGUACUCAGCACACCUACGUUAUCUCGGGCGUGCACAUGCUUGAAGGGCAGACCCCAACCGCCCAGGGCAUGGCCAUCAGGCGGCUUGAGCGGAUGCUGACAUCUCUGCCGCCGCAGGCGCCCGUCCACCUUGAACUCGCCAGCAUCAGCGAUGCGACGCUGAUGCGGCUUGCGGCAGCCCACCUCCUCCCGCGCGUCACCUCUCUCGGGCUCAACGAGCAGGAGCUUGCCUUCCUCCUCACCCACUUUGCGCACAGCAGUAGUGGUGGCGAUAGCGACAACAGUGGUGAUGACAGCAAACCGACGACGUCAGCGCGGGUGCUGCUCACGCAGCCGCUGGAAACAAUUCGGCAGCUCAAGCACAUCUUCGCAAGACUUGGGCCGGACAGCCGGCUGAGCCGCAUCCACUUCCACUGCCUCACCUACCACCUCAUCGCCUCCCAUCAAGGCCACUGGACGGGUGCUGGGACGGCGGCCGCUGCGGGGUCGCUCGCUGCCUCCCGCCGCGCAUGCGAAGAUCCACACAUCAACGUCGCCUCAUUCGACAUCCUCCUCCCGCCAAACACACCCAACACCAACACGUGGCUGCACCGCAACGCCGUGUCCGUCAAGAAGGAGCGCAUCUAUGAGUUUGCUGUUGCGCCAGUGCUGGUGUGCAAGCGGCCGACAAAGACGGUUGGCCUUGGCGACACAAUCUCCGCUGCAGGGCUCGAAUACUCUGCAUACCGCCCGUAGCCUCACACGACAACGGGGG